CGCUCUGUAAACCACGUGACGCAGCUCUCCGUGGUGUCAGAGUGGAAAAGAAACAGGUGUUAUUCCUUUGUAAAUACUGUUAUUUGUAUAUACUGUAAAUGAUGACGUCCAUGGGCGGGAACCGAGCCCGGGGCAGCUGGGAGCAGACACAGGGCCAGACACAGAGCCAGACACAGCACAAGCAGAGGCCUCAGGCUACCGCAGAGCAGAUCCGACUUGCACAGAUGAUUUCAGAUCACAAUGACGACUUUGAGGAAAAGGUCAAACAGCUGAUUGACAUCACAGGCAAGGACCAGGAUGAGUCUAUGAUCGCACUGCAUGAUUGCAAUGGGGAUGUCAACAGAGCCAUCAAUGUGUUGCUGGAGGGCAGCCCAGACACUGACUCCUGGGAAAUGGUGGGAAAGAAGAAAGGGGUGUCAGGUCAGAAGGAGACCAGCCAGGCAGAAACUGGAGAGGAAGGAAAAGAGAACAGAGAGAAAGGAGGAGAGAAAGAUGCGGCACGUCGUAGAGGUGGAGCUCCACGCAAGGGACGUGGAGCUAGCAGGGGGCGAGAGUUUCGUGGCCAGGAGAAUGGCUUAGAUGGAGGCAAAGCUGGAGUAGCUGGAAGAGGAGCAGAGCGAGGCCGAAGGGGAAGAGGGAGAGGAAGGGGACCUGUCGGAGCAUCUGGACGGCGAGGAGGCAGAUUUUCAGCACAGGGCAUGGGCCAGAAUGAUAAGGAGCCCAGAUAUGAUAUUGCAGGAGGUAGGAGAACAUUCAACCCUGCUGACUACGCGGAGCCAGCUCAGACAGAAGAAAACUAUAGAGGGGGCAGUACCUGGAACAACACAGGAAGCAUGGAGCUAGAGGAGGGAGCUAGGUUGGAAUACUCCGCAGGAGAGGGAACAAAUUAUCCACCCAAGUUUGACUCUGCUCCCGGUGCCUGGAGGUCUGCCACAGAGGAGUGGGGCACUGAGGACUGGAAUGAAGAUCUUUCAGAGACCAAGAUAUUCACAGCUUCCAGUGUAGCGUCAAUGCCUCUGCCCCAAGAGAAUGUUACCAUCACUAAGGGACAGAGGAUUGAUCUUGCAGUUCUCCUUGGGAAGACUCCACCAUCUUCUUCCUCAGAGACAGAAAAUGCACCCAUGGAGGCCACUCAGCCCCCCUCUUUGUCCCAAUCACUGGUUUUCAGCAACUCCAAGCAAGGAGUGCCGCUCUCUCAGACCUCCUCCAGCACCCCUUACACCCAGCACAACAUGGUCAGCAUGCUGAGCAAGGGAUUUGGGGAAGUGGGAGAACCUAAAGGAGCUAGCACAGGGACCACUGGCUCCCAGUUCCUGGAGCAAUAUAAAACAGCCCAGGCACUGGCCCAGCUGGCAGCCCAGCAUUCGCAGACUGGACCCCCAAACACAACCCCUUCAUCCUGGGAUACCAGUGCUGCCUCACUGGGACAAUAUGAUAUGAAGGCUCAACCAGAGUCUGCGAUCCAUACACCCUUUACAAAGCGGCAGCCCUACCAAGCUGCCACCUCAACCUCCUCCAUGUUGGAUGUUUUCCUGCAGGACAAAGGCCUGCCUCCUUCCUCUUCUGUCUCCUCAUCAUCUUCCUUACCGCAGCAAACAACAUCCUCCCCCCAUGUGGUUCCUCCACCUGCUUCUUCCCUUCCUAAAAUGGCAUCAGUCCCUUCUCUAGGUCAACAAGUUUCCCCAAGCUCCUCAGAUGCCCAGGGUUCAAGUCCUCUUCCUUUGCAACAACACAAACUCAAACAGCAGAAGAAAAGGACCUCCAUUACAACAAAGAUUCCAGCAAUGGCGGUGGAGAUGCCUGGCUCAGCAGACAUCUCAGGCCUGAAUCUUCAGUUCGGAGCGCUGCAGUUUGGGUCCGAACCAGUUCUACCAGAGUACGAGUCCACGUCUGCCACCACAACACCAGGCAACCAGGUUCAGAACAGUCUUUACACAAGCCCCAGCAGUGAGUCAACUCCAGCUCUCUCCAACUCCAGCCAGAUGGACCUGUACGAUCAAAGACCAUCUCAAACACUGCGUUACCCUCCUUCAGUCUCCUCCUCCCCUCAGAAGGAUAUGCAGCCCAAGAAUGGCUUCAGUUCAAUACAAGCAGCGCAGUCUGUGGAAGCUGCAGCAGGCUCUGCAGUAUCAGUCAAGCCGGCCUCUGAUUCAGUCACGCCAGCAUCUGUCUCCAGCAUGGCCACUUUGACAGACAGCGCCUCAGCCUCCCUGUUGACUACCGCCAAUCAGACAUCACUUAGCGGUCUGGGGCACAACGAAGACCUGCCUCCGAGCAGCAUGGCCACUCCUCAGCACAACAACUCUCACCCGUCACAACAGAAUAGUCUCGCUCCAUCUGCCCGGACAUCCAACUCAGGCUUACUGCAUCCCAGUGUAGAUGGUGACUCAAGCCUGCACUCGUCAUCCUUCCCCUCCUCUGUCUCAGCCGUGCCGUCUUCAUCAGUCCCCUCCUCCUCUUCCUCUGUGGCUGCUGCACAGGUGUCCCUAGGGGCUCCUCAGGCCUCCUCAGUGGGCUCUGCCACAGUUUCAGCUCCCUCAGGCCUAGGCCCCGUCAGCAGUCUGGCUAUGGGCCUCAACACUGCCUCCAUGGGUGCCCCAGCUGCAGCCAACGUUGCCGCUACUGCUUCAGUCUCCACAGCGGCCUCGACCAUUCCCUCUUCAGCAUCUUCAUCAUCCACACGCAGCUCUGCAGCAUCCUCAGGGAAAGCACCUCCAAACCUUCCACCUGGAGUGCCCCCUCUACUGCCCAACCCAUAUAUUAUGGCCCCUGGACUACUCCAUGCCUACCCUCCUCAGGUGUACGGCUAUGACGACCUACAGAUGUUACAGACAAGAAUACCGCUGGAUUAUUACAGCAUCCCCUUUGCAACGCCCACAACAGCACUAACUGGCAGAGAGGGCAGCUUGACAAGCAACCCUUACUCUGGUGACUUAUCAAAGUUUGGUCGAGCUGAUGCAUCGUCCCCGGCUCCAGCCACCACAUUAGCUCAGACACAACAGAAUCAGAGCCAGACGCAUCACACCACACAGCAGCCCUUCCUCAACCCCGCGCUGCCGCCAGGCUACAGUUACACAAGUCUCCCGUACUACACUGGCAUGCCAGGAUUGCCCAAUACCUUUCAGUAUGGACCUGCUGUGUUUCCGGUGGCCGCUACCUCGUCAAAACAGCACGGUGUAAAUGUCGGCGUCAAUGCCUCGGCCACACCCUUUCAGCAGGCUAGUGGCUAUGGUUCCCAUGGAUACAGCACUGGCUAUGAGGAUGUGGGCCAGGCUUCAGGGAGUGGGGAUUUCUGUAAGGGCGGAUACGGCACUGCCGUGGCCGCUGCUGCUUCUGCACAAAACAAGCCAGCCAGCUCUGUCACCGGGCCUGGAGUCGGAGUCUCUGUGACAUCAAGCAACACGGGGGUACCAGAUAUUUCAGGGUCUGUUUACACAAAGACGCAGUCAUUUGAGAAGCAGGGUUUCCACGCCGGGACGCCAGCCGCUUCAUUCAGCCUGCCCUCAGCACUGGGGAGCGGAGGCCCCAUCAACCCUCCUGCUGCUGCCGGCUACGCUCCAGCCCCCUUCAUGCACAUCCUGACACCACACCAACAACCCCACUCUCAGAUUCUGCACCACCACCUGCAGCAAGACGGACAGAGCGGUACUGGACAGCGUAGCCAGAACGCCUCCAUCCAACAGAAGUCUCAGAUCAACAAGUCGGCGUACAACAGCUACAGCUGGGGGGCAAACUAACAUCUACUGACGGAGCCCCCGCAGCAUCAAAAGCUUGGAGGGGGCUCAUCACUCCUUCGGCAAAUAAAGUCUCCACAUAUAAAUCCCCGCUUCCUCCUGCAGAGAGAGUUCCCUCCACAGUCUCUUGGCCCAGCACUCCUGCAGCUCUGACUGGAGGUGCUGUGCCGAGAGAACGUGCACUGUUAAAUGAUGCAUGGAUGGGUGGGAGGGACAGGAGGGGCUUUAAAGGUGAGGGGAGAUUGGAGCUAAAUGGUGAUAAAAGCAAACCAUCAAGAGGUGAAAUGCUGAGUGUUGGGAAUUUGUAUCGUGUUAAUCCUCCCGCCCCUUAGCCCCUUUUUCUUUCACUUGUAUGUAACCUAUAACUGUUUUUCUAAAAGAAUGAACGUUUCCUGUAUGUACUUUUUUUUUUCUUUUUUUUUUUGUGCGUCUUUUUUCCCUUUUUUUUUUUUUUUUUUUUUCCUCUCACUGAAGGGGAGGGGGACAGGCUGAUUUUCUUACUUCUGACCCUCAGCUCCCCACUCCUUAAUUUUGGUAGAAACUCUUCCCUCCCAAACAGUAUCCAAACACAAUAAUUUGUUGAAUAUUUGUUUUUAUGUUUUACUUCUUUUUUUCUUUUUUAUGUCAUUUUAAGUUUGCAGAAACAAUUCUAUAAAUUGGUAGAGUUGUGAGGUUUAUUUUUUACCAAAUAUAGAUAUAUUAUAUAUAAAGACAUAUAAGCGAGCUCACUGACUUGGACUGUGAGGAAAGUGUGUUUGUCAUGUGACUGCGUGCAUGUUUGUACACACGGGAGGCCGUGGUUGUGUACUGUGCUUUGUUUUGGGCUUUUUCUUUUUUUGCCUAGCACAGGGUUGGUUUUGUUUUUUUUUAAAUUACCCAACACUUGUACAGUAACUGUUCCCAUUAAUUAUAAAUAUUUCAUAAGGUCCCACUUAUUUUGAAAGAUGAGAAUGAAUUCCAAGGCCAAUACACACCCAGUCUGCCUUCCAGUGUGAAUAAUUUUGUUUGAGGCCCCCCCUGCCCCACCACCUGUCCCCUGACAUUGUAAGGAAAUCUACAGCGUUGAAUACUGAUGGACAGAAUUGUACUGAGUUUUUCUUUUGUCAGUGAUUUUUUUUUUUUUUUUUUUUUUUCCUUUUUUGUACUGUGCGUUUUAAAAAAAAAAAAAAUUUAAUGGAUAAACUUGUCUUGUACAUAUAUAAAAAACACAAGUACUGUAGUCCCUGUUUGUUCGAUGGCUUUCUUCUUUUCCUUCUUAAAUCCUUGCAGACUUGUUAGCUUUUUUGUUCCUUUUUUUUUAUUUUGUAAAAAUAUAUAAAUAUUAAGUAAAUAAACAAGAAAGACAUUUUCA
This is a messenger RNA of Archocentrus centrarchus (flier cichlid), 5085 nucleotides long. RefSeq names its product ubiquitin associated protein 2-like (gene ubap2l). Lineage: Eukaryota; Metazoa; Chordata; Actinopteri; Cichliformes; Cichlidae. The transcript is spliced from 30 exons. Gene Ontology annotation, molecular function: protein binding. Gene Ontology annotation, cellular component: nucleus; cytoplasm. Bases 99 to 3737 code for a protein of 1212 amino acids. The record is from RefSeq and is a predicted model, not a curated record.